Messenger RNA from Theileria equi strain WA, 1005 nucleotides. Its product is annotated as signal peptide-containing protein. Bases 1 to 1005 code for a protein of 334 amino acids. Lineage: Eukaryota; Apicomplexa; Aconoidasida; Piroplasmida; Theileriidae. The transcript is spliced from 2 exons. The record is from RefSeq and is a predicted model, not a curated record.
AUGGGCUUUAGGUUUCUUUUUGGCAUAAUUACCGCCAAUUUGCUUUUGCAAGGUUCCUGUGCUCCAAAUUCGUAUGUCGCUAACAUGCCUGUAUUUGAAUUUUUCAAGUCACUAGAUAUCAAUUCAAUGGCCAGACUCUUGGCAUACAAAAAUCGGUUCAUGAAACCAAAGCGUAAUACCAGGCCACAAUUGGUCGGGGAAUGGGAAUAUAACAAGAUCAAUAAAAAAUGGCCAGAGAGACUUGCAGUUUAUGGGUACGGAAUCGCAGAUAUUCAAGCACGCGGAGAUGGAAGCUGCAUGUUUAACACCCUGAGUAUCAUUUUCAGAACUGAAGGAAUAACCAAAGAAAAGAUUAGACAAAACAUAGAUAAAACGAUGCCACAAGGAAUUCACAAUGGUAUAAUGGCAAUCACAAGUAAAGGCGACUUCUUAGAGCCAAUUGAGCUCAAGAGAAUUUCCAUAAUUUCAUUCUUUGGUUGUGAUCCAGAUGUGCCUGAAUCUUAUGCACACUAUAACCAUGACCACCUAUUGCAAGAGAUUGGAAAGAUAGCAGAAUCCGAAUGGUAUGCCAAUGAAGAGGCCAUGAAGCUGCUUGGAAAUAGUCGAGCACCAAUAACAGAAGGUUGGGACGUCAAAAAGACUUACGAUGAAUUGAGGACCGGCACAAAUCAACGUGAAGCCGCUUUAGCAUUGUUCAGGACACUUGAAAAAGCUCUACAAGACCGUUGGGGUGAUUAUUUAGAUCUAAAUCUCCUGGAACGGUACUUAGGGUUCAAAGGUAUUACAUUUGGCCAUGAAAAUACCGUUAUCGGAUGCGGAGAAAUUCAGCGCGACUUGAAUCCAAAGUUUUUUGUCACAAUUUACUACUUUAAAGAGUGUCACUUUGACGUAGCUGGGCUCUUCAACCUAGACGAACAAGCACCUGUCAAACCAAAAUCACUUUUCAGACCCGAAGAAAUACCAGUUGCAUUAGCUAUACUUAUGACUGAUGAUUGUAAAUUAUAA